Messenger RNA from Musca vetustissima, 833 nucleotides. RefSeq names its product ATP synthase mitochondrial F1 complex assembly factor 2. The coding region runs from base 9 to 833 and encodes 274 amino acids. The transcript has 3 exons. The record is from RefSeq and is a predicted model, not a curated record. Gene Ontology annotation, cellular component: mitochondrion. Gene Ontology annotation, biological process: mitochondrial proton-transporting ATP synthase complex assembly. NCBI's taxonomy places the organism in Eukaryota, Metazoa, Arthropoda, Insecta, Diptera, Muscidae.
UGAGUGAAAUGAUGAAUAGUUUAUGUAAGCUGAUACCCUGUGCAUUGGCUAGUGCCACAAGGCAAAGUCAAAACACCAUCAAACGUUGUUAUGCUGCUCCAAUCAAGCGAUUUUAUAAACAAACAUCUGUCCUAUAUAAUGAUGGUAAAUAUGAGGUAACUUUGGAUCAACGUAAACUGAAAACACCCAAAGGAGCAUUGUUUACGGUUAAGAGUGAACCAUUAGCCAUUGCCGUUGCCACAGAAUUCAAUAAUCAAAAGGAACACAUUGAAAGGGCCAAGAUGCAUUUAUCUGCCCUUUGUUUUACGGCGAUUGAUAAUCCAAAUAAUCACAGCAAAAUUGAUAUGGUCAACUAUUUGCUGAACUAUAUACCAACAGACACCAUUCUGUUCCAGUAUGAUGAUGAAAAAGAUUUACAUGAUUUGCAACGCAACGAAUGGGAUCCUUUGAUUCAAUGGUUCAAUGAGAGAUAUGGCACUCAACUUGAGAAAACAAUGGAUAUUACACCGCCAACAGUUUCCGCCGAAGAUAAAAUGAAAAUUUCCAAAUAUUUAUUGUCCCACAGUGAAGAUGUCCUAUAUGGCUUUGUUUUUGCUGUCGAUACCCUAAAGUCAAUUAUUUUGGCGUUUGCUGCCAUAGACCAACGCAUUUCUGUGGAUAAGGCUGUCACAUUGGCACGCUUGGAAGAGGAAUAUCAAUUGAAAUUUUGGGGACGUGUAGAAUGGGCUCAUGAUCUUAGUCAACAAGAAUUACAGGCCCGGUUAGCAGCGUCUGUACUUUAUGUUCAUCUCAACCGGUCGGAGUAUUUUAAAAAAGAGAAAACCAUCAUCUAA